Molecule: messenger RNA, 2199 nt
Organism: Bombyx mandarina (wild silkworm)
Lineage: Eukaryota; Metazoa; Arthropoda; Insecta; Lepidoptera; Bombycidae
Product: zinc finger protein 596-like
Source: RefSeq, a predicted model, not a curated record
AAUAAACUUCGAACUCAAAAGUCAAAAUAUUGUUGUCAAUCAUAAUUUUUUUUAAAUAUUAAAUGAAUUUAAAAUAGCUAUGUAUUAUAAUAUUAAGAUAUAAAAAUGUCCGAAGUUGUAUGUAAGUUGGAAGACGAUUUGUGUCGUUGUUGUCACAGUGAAGGGGCAUACAAGAACCUCACCGGAGUUUACAAUUUUGGCGGAAUCGAAGAAAUCUACUAUGAUAUGCUACGCGAUACUUUUGAUAUUAAUUUAAACCCGAUGCCGGGACUAUUAUGCGUUUCUACGUACACAAUAUGCGAUGCGUGCAUAGAAAAGUUAAGAGACGCUACCAACUUUAAGAAACAAGUGCUUUUCUAUGAGGAUAAAUUCAAGGAAAUGAUUAGCAAAAAUUUAAUCAGAGGAGCUGAAUCAGACGACGUUUUAGAAAUUAAACAAGAAGAAACUGAUGAAGUUUUCAGCAGGAUACCUGGUAACAGAGUCAAGGUCAAGAAGCGGAGCGUGAGCACCGCAUUGAGCGAUCACAACGAUGAUGAUGACUGGCAUUGCGAUGAUGAAUUACUCGAUGAAGACCACAAAGGACAAUCGGAAGUGCCAAAGAAGAAAUCUAAACGUGCUCAAAGCAAAACAAAGGGCAGGUCGAAAAAGGACUUGAACAAAAAGAAGAAGAUUAAAAUGGAAUCGAGCGCAGAGAACAAGGAUAAUGCUGAAGGGCACAACGAGAUCCCGCGCUAUUACACGAUCGUGCGAAACGAUUAUACCUGCAACGUUUGCCACAGAACGUACGCGUCCCAACCGCUGGUGUCACAGCACUAUCGAUUCGUCCAUUUAAAACGUAGACCGAAGAACCGAAAGUGCCCGCAUUGCGACCAAAGAAUCCCGGGUCACUUGAGGGCGUAUCACUUGGCCGACGCUCACGGCAUACCCGCCCCAACCUGCGGCAUAUGCGGGAAACGCUACCGGUACAAUUGUCAUUUGGUGCAGCACCAAAAGAAGGUGCAUAUGGGCGAGAAAAGUGCCGUAUGCGGGGUCUGCGACAAGGGAUUCUUCAAUGACGUCAGCUUGAAGCUGCACAUGAUGACGCAUUCUGACGAGAGGAAGCACGAGUGCGGGCAUUGCGGCCGCCGAUUCCGUUGGGAGAGCAAUCUGAAAGAUCACGUUAAAAUUCACACGGGCGACAAGAGUCACGUCUGUCGGAUCUGCGAGAAGGGCUUCAUUCAGAAGUCGACUUUGAAACAGCAUCUGACCAGGGUACAUAAUGAGAUUGGUGCUGUGUGAAGUUUCUAGGGCAAAUAGUGGUCUAACCUCGUCUUUUGUGGGGAGGGGUCUUAGUAAAUGUGUAAGAUGGAACACCAUGAAAACCGGUCUGGUUCUGUAUAAAGAAAGCAUAUGUGUUUCCACGCCUAAAGGUCGUCGCCUUUGAAUUUUCAAAAUUUGUCUUAGACAAUGACUCGCUUUAGAGUCUCAAGUAUUUUGUUAUUAGAAGAGAGCGCCUAUGCUUUUCUAUUUAUUAAGUUAAAUAAUUGUAGUUUGCAGAAAAAUAAUAUGAAAAUCGACAAAAUGUCAGAAACGUAAAUAAGCAACACAGAAACGAAUCAAAUCAUGAUCACCCUGAUAAAUACCUAAUAAUUUUUAUUUUUAUUUUUAUUGGUAUGCUUGGACGAGCUUACGGCCAACGUGGUGUUUAGUGGUCACCGAAGUCAAUAGAUAUCGACGAAGUAAAUAGCGCCACCCAUCUCGAGACAUGAGUUUUAAGCUCAGUUUUAACAGUACAUCGUCUGCUCCGCCUUUCAAGCCGAAAGGCAUGACUGCUUCACGGCAGAAAUAAGCAGGGUGGUGGUACCUACCGUCCUACCGUCAGUUAGUAUUGUAAACAUCUCAAGAUGGCGUUAUGCUUACCGGCAUAAGAAUACUCCUUACCUUCCAUAUCCCAUCCAUGUUCAAUCUGACUACCUUACUGUAGUUUACCCAUGUCUAAUAUGUCUAGAUUUAAUAGACCCCGUGUAUUCAAUGGAGUAUUCGUUUAGAAGUAAGCUACUUUCUCGACAAUACCUUUACGUCAAUUAUUUUAUUGUUUGGGCGGUCAGUCGAUGAUGGACGAGAAUUAAAAUUAUAUCUAUAUUUUUUAGUUUAUAAAAACCAACUUGUGACUGAUGUUAAAUAUAUGGCAUUCGAAGGACUUUGUGUUUUAUUUUAUAC